AAUAAAUUCUCUUUCAUUUUCAGAUCGAGCUAUUAGCCGUACGACUUCAGUUUAAUUUUACUUGUUUUUCCCGAUUAUCACAAUGGUUGUCUACAAACUAACAUAUUUCAAUAUCAUGGGACGAGCAGAACUGACACGCGUUAUGUUCGCUCAAGCGGGUGUAAAAUAUGAAGAUGUCAGACUCACACCCGAAGAGUGGGGGAAGAUGAAACCAAGUAGCGUAUUUGGACAACUUCCAAUGCUUGAAGUCGAUGGUGUCCAAUACUGCCAAAGUCCUGCGAUAAAUAGUUAUUUGUCAAAAAAAUUCGGCUUUUCUGGGAAAACUGAGGAAGAGAGAAUGCGAGUUGAAAUGAUUGGAUUCUGUAUUCACGACAUGGCAAUGAAGAUCCCGUACAUGGAAAAAGAUGAGCAAAAGAGGAAAGAAGGGUUCGAACGAGCGUUCAAAGAAGACGUGCCCCCUUUGUUGCAAAAACUUGAAGCACUUAUUAAACAAAACAAAAAUGGUGAUGGUUAUUUUGUGGGCGAGCUCUCGUCUGCUGAUAUGGGCUGGAUGCUGAUGGCAGAUUAUUUUAAACUCAAGUGCCCUGACCUCUUGAAGGCUGUGCCAAAACUGGCAGCCCUCGCAAAGAAAGUAGCUGCGGAGCCUAAAAUUAGUGCCUGGAUAAAAUCUAGGCCCAAAACAGAAAUGUAGAUGUAUUACACUUCCAAACGAGCAAUUAUUUCAGAAGAAUUCAAGUUUAAUUCGAGAAAGCUGUUGCAAUAUUGAAUGUUGUUUUUCAUUUAUUAGAUGGAAGUAGACUGAAAUAUUGAAAUAUAUCAUUCACAAGCAAAAAUAUGUUUCUGGUAGAGA
Messenger RNA from Styela clava, 850 nucleotides. RefSeq lists its product as uncharacterized. Gene Ontology annotation, biological process: glutathione metabolic process. The record is from RefSeq and is a predicted model, not a curated record. Lineage: Eukaryota; Metazoa; Chordata; Ascidiacea; Stolidobranchia; Styelidae. Gene Ontology annotation, molecular function: glutathione transferase activity.